GUGUUGCCAAUUUAAGGCGCGCACAGAUGGCCUCACGGACACACGUUCAGCGGGUAAGGAUUUUGUACAAGACGAUUUUGAGGUUACAUCGGGGCUUACCGGCCCAGAUACAGCCCCUGGGCAAUAAUUAUGUGCGCGACGAGUUUAAGAGGCACAAGAAAUGCUCCGAGAGCGAGGCGAUUACCUUCCUCCGCGAGUGGACCGAUUACGCGGCCUCUCUCGCCGAACAGCUGGGCUUAAGGGGCCCUCACACAGGACAGCCGCUGGGUAAGUGUCUGGAGGAGGAGGACCUCGAGUUGCUGCGGGACGAGCAAGUGUGUCAGUUGUACGAAUUGAUGAUCGCGGCCACAGGGAAAACGGGGGGCAAGUCGAAAGAUGAAACAUAAUUAAUGUGUACCUAGAUCUUGAACGGAAGUUGAG
Camponotus floridanus (Florida carpenter ant) is the source of this 420-nucleotide messenger RNA. RefSeq names its product succinate dehydrogenase assembly factor 3, mitochondrial (gene Sdhaf3). Bases 27 to 386 code for a protein of 119 amino acids. Lineage: Eukaryota; Metazoa; Arthropoda; Insecta; Hymenoptera; Formicidae. The transcript has 2 exons. The record is from RefSeq and is a predicted model, not a curated record. Gene Ontology annotation, biological process: succinate metabolic process; mitochondrial respiratory chain complex II assembly. Gene Ontology annotation, cellular component: mitochondrion; mitochondrial intermembrane space.